CAGAGUGCCUCCUGUAAUCAAAACAGUGUGUGAGAAAUACUAGAUCGAGAUCUGCCACCUAACACACCAUCGCCGAGCUCAUCGACUGGGCGACAGUUGACGGAGCCGACGAGAGCGUGCGCGUGGCCGUAGCCGUACACGCCAACACCGGCGAGGAGAUGGAGACGUUCGUGCUGUCGCCGGAGAGCCCCCUCUUGGCGCUGAGGUCCCCGGUGAUGAACUCAGCUGCCCACGCGGUCGUUCGGUUAUACGGUUUCCUUCUCAUAGUGCCGCCUGAACCGGGGACAGCGGACAACGAGCUCGACAUGAGCUGCCCCGGCGACGACGUGCUGGUAGAGAUGGAGUAUGUCCCCGAGGGCUGGUUUCUUGGAGGACCGGCGCCGUUGUUCGCCGCCGCGGGGUGCACGGCCGGCUGCAUGCGGGUCGCCGCCGUGGAGGACCAAGAAGAAGAAGCAGACAGCAAGGAGAUCCUGGUGCUCUACCGCUACGCCCCUUUCUCGGUAUCAUCGGACGGCGUGGUGGCGCGAGGGAGCAGCAGGGCGCACCUGCUCCGGUUCAUCGCCACCGGCGACCACACGGCGAGGUCGCUGGCGUGGGCCGGAUCGUCUCUGGUCCGGCUGAUAUACCCCGGUGACUUCAGCGAGCAGCUCCAGGAGCUAUGGUCGAGCCUAGCGUCGCAGGUGAGCGUUCUGCCGCGCGCCGCGCGCGUCGAGGUGUUCGUCGACGUCGGUAUCCUCCUCCGGAGGUCGGACUACACUCCCGAGCGCGUGGAGCAGAUGCGCCCCUCGCCGGAGCGCAUGGCGGAGCAGACGUGGCCCGUGCGCUUCACCGGCAUGGAGCUGCACCUGCCGGAGCCGAUGCGGCGCGACCAUGAUAAAGACGAAACCGCCGUCGACGACGACGAUGACACGGACGCCGGUGAACGGCCAGCGAAGCAAAGGAGGGUAGUCGCCGCCGGGGAGGAUUGCCCCGUUUGCUUGCAGCUGCUCGAGGGGAACGACCUCGCCGCGUGGUCCGGGUGCGACAAGCCCCAUGUCUUCCAUGGCUCGUGCUUGGAGCGCGUCCUUGUGGAGAGCAAGACGUGCCCUAUGUGCAGGCACAAGCUAUACAUCGAACACAAACGAUGAGCAUUAAGCAAGUAGGCUCGACCACGUUUGGCAAGUUGUAGUACGUACUAGCUGUUCUUCAGAAACUAUUCUGUUUUGCUGAAGGAUGGCAUGCAUUCUUGGGUUUCAUGGUCAGUUCAUCAAUGAAUGAAUCAUGUCAAUUCUAUUUGAUUUGAAUAAAUAUCUGUAAAAGCACCGUUUGGAUAUACUGAAAGUGAAAAUUGUUUGUUAA
Messenger RNA from Triticum dicoccoides, 1338 nucleotides. RefSeq lists its product as uncharacterized. The transcript has a single exon. The coding region runs from base 159 to 1127 and encodes 322 amino acids. The record is from RefSeq and is a predicted model, not a curated record. NCBI's taxonomy places the organism in Eukaryota, Viridiplantae, Streptophyta, Magnoliopsida, Poales, Poaceae.